Molecule: messenger RNA, 3067 nt
Organism: Dermatophagoides pteronyssinus (European house dust mite)
Lineage: Eukaryota; Metazoa; Arthropoda; Arachnida; Sarcoptiformes; Pyroglyphidae
Biological process (GO): signal transduction
Cellular component (GO): cytoplasm
Molecular function (GO): phosphatidylinositol-3,4,5-trisphosphate binding
Source: RefSeq, a predicted model, not a curated record
CAACAAUAUCGCUCAUCAUCAUUAUGUUUGAGCGAUAUUCGAAUGACACAAUUACUUGAGGAAAUUAAUACAUUAACUGAUUCAUUGCAAAAGAAUUUCAAAUCAUUACCUGAAAAUGUUGAUAACAACAAUAAUAAUACUAAUAAUAAUGAUGAUCAGAAAUCAAACGAAAUGACAACAACAUCGACAACAACACACGCCUCUUAUAAUGAUGAAAUACAAAGACGUACAAUAAUUAAGCGUAAAAAGAUCCCAGUUCGAAGUGAUUUAUUUAACAUUUCAUUCAAUAAUAAUGAUAAUGCUAAUAGUUUGGAUGACAAUGUUAAUACGACGAAUCUCAUCCUCCCAUCAACAUUAACAUCAAUUACUGAUGUGUUGAAUUCAGAAACAGAUAAACCGAUAACAAGCAGUGGGGAUUCUGGUGUAUUUUUGAUGGCAUCACAAAAAUUGGUUUCGGAUAAUGAUGAAAAUGUCAAUCGAGAAAAUCUGGAGAAUAAAUCAAAAAUUGAUAAAAUUGCAGCCACCAUAAAAGAAGAAGACGAAUCUGAAACUAAAUCUAAACAAAUAGCUAUUGAUGAGCCGCCAAAAUUACCACCACGAAAACCAUCCAGAUCAGAUGUGAUACCCACUGGAAUGGAUAGAGUUGAAACUUAUCAUGAACGAUUGGAAAUUGAACAUUUGCAUAAUGAUACUUUAUCAUUACAACGAAGUGGUUAUCUUUGGAAAACUGGACCAAAUUAUAAAAGUUUCAAAAAUCGAUGGUGUGUUCUUUAUCGUCAUAGCCAAAAUUAUUUUGAUGCAAAUUUGUCAUAUUAUUUUAAUCGAUCAUCAAUGUCGGCUUCGUUGAGUGGAAAAAUUUUAUUAGCCGAAAUCGAAUUCAUUUCGAUAACAGAAACGAUACCAUUAAAAACACGUUUACCAAAAAUUGAAAAACCUAACAGCAAUCGUCGUUCAUCAAAAUCAUCAAUAGAAUCUAUUAAUAAAAAUCAUAUUAGUGAUAAUGAUGAUUUGGCAAAUGGUGGAAAUCAUUCGUUAUGUUUUUUUGAAAUCGGUGUCAAAACCAGACAAGGUCGAAUUUAUUUAUUUGCCGCACGAUCCGAUACUGAUCGACAACAAUGGAUACAUGCAUUCGUACAGGCCACGACCUUACAUGCAUUCAAAAAUAAAGAAAUUUAUCAUUGUGGAUUUGUCAAGGCAAAAUUCACCAUAACGGCUGAAUGGCAAACUUGUUUUGCAUUGUUGACAACCGAUAGAUUUUUCUAUGUAUUUGAAUUGAGCGAAAAUGGUUCGACAAUACCGACAUUAGAUUGUGGAAAAUAUCAUAUAUUUAAUUUGAGAAAAACGGUACGGCUUAAUAAAAUGGAUGAAAAAAGUUCGACAAACGAUGAAAAUUAUGGCCACAUUAAUCGUAAAAAUAGUGAUUCAUUUCGAGAAUGUUGUACUAUUGAUUGUAAAUUUGGAUUCAGUUUAACACAAAACGGAGGUCACGUUGUGUAUCUUAUAAGCUCAUUCGAAUCUCAUAUUAAUCUUUGGUUCAGAUCUAUAUGGAGAUUUUGGCUAGUUCCUCAACAUCCACCGGAGAAAUUAAUUCUCGAAGAACAAUAUCUAAACAAAGAGAACGUGCCAAUAGCAUUUGACAAGUGCCUGAAAUUUCUCGAUACAUUCAACCAAACUGGCCUGAAUCUUUUUGGUCCCAUGCAAGAUUCUAUUCAUGAACCUACAGUAAUCAUGACUCAGAAUUCAUCGCUUGAUGAAAAACCAAAUCAAUCAAAUUCACGAAAACGCCUUCCAGGUCAUUCAGCCACAACACCAAUGCUUACAGAUAUGGACCUAUGGACACAGCAGAAUAUUCUCCAUCAAUUACGAUUCGACUCGUGGAAUGUACAUUUGUUGCCGCAAAAAUAUAAUGCUUGUCAAAUAAGCCAAUUAAUGAUGCUUUAUUUACGAUCAAUGAGCGAAUGUCUAUUCACCGAAACAUUGAUACCAUACUGGAUAAAACUGUCCAAAACAUUAAACAGAAAAGACGAGUCGGAUCAUUCUGAUUCAGAUUCAAUCAAUUCUAAAACUGAACAAAUAAAACGUCUGUUGAAAUUUUUGCCACCGGUUAAUUAUGCUUUGCUCAGACGUUUCAUCAUUUAUCUUGCCAACACAACACACAAUAAUGAAGAAUAUUCUUUGUCGACUUCAUUAUGUAAAACGCUAUUUUUUUCCAAACCGAAUAAGACACCCAUUUCGGUGUCGAUUGCACGAUCAAUAUUGAUAGCAUUGAUACAGAAUCAUGUGUGGUUAUUUGAUGUGACCAAAGAAGAGUUGGAGAAAGAAUUGCAUAUCAAACGUGUGGUCAAUCUAAUAAUUAGCCAAAAUCGUAAACAAAGUGCGAAAAAACAAUCUGGACAGAAAUUGAAAAUGAAUCGAGUUAAUAAUGCGGGUGGUGGUGAACAUAUGAUAGCAAUGGCCAAUAAAGGUUAUCAUGUUGAUGAUCGAACAAAAGUUAAUUCAUUAAUCAUCGGCAUCAAAGUGUCAACAUGGCCAGAUAAUAAGCAAACUAAUGUUAAUGUGCAUAUAAAUCGUAGCACUACAGCGAGCGAAGUAUUUGAAAUGAUUCUGGAAAAAAAUGCAACACCAAUCAAAUGUCAGACAAUUGUAGCAGAUCAGGAUGAAGCUGCCGCAUUGGUAGUUUCAAGUGGUUCAAGUGCAAAUCCAAGUGGAUCGAUCAAAUCUGUCGGAUCUACGAAUGCUAUCCGCCGUCAUCAACAACCGCAAUCAUCGACAAUAGUUAAUGUCGGUGGUGAUGGUCAUCAAAUACCAUUAUCAACAGUUUCAAACAAAUUACCCGAAUGCCAAAUAACCAAUACUACGAGUAUACCAGCUUUAACAUUCAUCGAACGACAUCGAAUCAAAUCCCGACAAAGUCAUGAACGUCGUAAUUUUGGACAAACAUUGGUAUUUAAUAGCUGGAUUGAGUUGGAUCAAUGGAUUAAAGGAUUGUUAGAAGCAAGUUCACAUAGGGAAUUGUUUGAAAUUUGAACAACUUUAUUUCAAACACAAUAAAAAUAACUUAUAUCAA